GCCUAAUUGAAGUCAAGCGAACUUUGAUGACCAUGAGGCUGAGUGUGAGGCUCAGUGCACCAGACUCCGUGGAUUAAUAUUAAUAUUUCACUUUUGUACCUCUACAGCGUUGUUGGCUUUUAACUGCAAAUGCUAUACUUUCCCUCCCUGUCUACAACAACCCUCCUCUGUCUGGGUCCUUUUUGUCCCUGAUCAGGGUUAUACAACUUGAUAAAUGUGUGUCGAUUUCUCAAUUCUGCAAGGAAAUAAUUUUUGAUAUUACUCUCCACUGCAUUUAACAGUAUCAUCAUGUCAACAAAUUACCAAUACUCAGCGCUCAACCAUCCGCAAGAUUCUGGCGACAACGAUCAUCUGCCCCAGCCACAACCAAUCAGUGCCAAUACACAACCAGAUCCCGUGGAAGCAACAACAUCAGUUGCAGAGAAUAACUCCAGGCGCAGCAGCUCCAGCAGUCAUCCAGAACUUGCAGAUGAUACCGCACGGACUAUGGAGCUCGGUCUGCCGGGACAGUCUCAAAUUCCUGAAGAACCAGGAGGAGGCUCUGCAUCAGAAUCGGCGAAGGCGGAUUCACCAAGUGCAAAGAAGACGCUGAAAGACAUCGACUGGGCCGGGUCCUGGGUCUGGGAAAUCGGUGGUUCCAUCCUCAGUGUGAUCUGUGUCGCCUUGUUGAUGGGGUUUCUAGCAUAUGUGAAUGGAAUGGCAUAUGCUAGUUGGCAAUAUACGAUCUCCCCGAACGCAGUGGUCUCCGUGAUCACGGCCUUUGCGAAAGCUGCGAUGCUUAUUCCUGUUUCUUCCUGUCUUGGUCAGUUGAAGUGGAGACAGGGUCGACAUCAGAAACCAAUGCGGCUUUAUCACUUCUACGUCCUCGACCAGGCCAGUCGAGGUCCCUAUGGCGCCCUAGAGGUCUUCUGGACAAUUGGAUCAACUUUAGCCAUAUUGGGUGCACUGUUAACGGUCUUGUCAGUUGCUAUCGAUCCCUUCACACAGCAGAUCCUGUCCUUCCCAACACGAGAAGUACAGGCGCAUAAUGUGACCGCAUCGGCUCAAAAAGCACAGGUGUACGCCCCUGAGUGGGCGGAGACAACUAUUAACACGUUCGAGUUAGAGCCUACAAUGCAGACUGCUAUAUUGACUGGUUUGGCACGGAUAAAUACACCACUUCAACCGAAUUGUCCGACGGUCCACUGUGACUAUCCUGACUUUGUCACUCUUGGGAUUUGCACCCAGUGUGAGGAUGUCACUGAAAAAACAGUCCAGACCUGCCAUCCACUCUCAAAUACUUCUGCAGGUUGGGAGUGGUUUAAUAGCUACCCAGAGUAUCAACCAAUCCCUGCUGACUGUUCCUACUCAACACCCGAUGGAUUUCAAUUUACCCCUGAACUUAUAGCUGCCCUCCCAAUGUAUGGCGGGUUUAACUUAGAGCGUCAACCAUUCACUUCUAUUGCAACCUCAUCUUCACAGACGCCCGACGGAGGCCUCCUCGUUUCUUUUUUCUCAGCAAAAUACCCCAGCAAGAUAUACUACCGCGUCAGUAAUGUCAGUGCAGUCGAGCCAAAGCCAAUAAUGACGCAAUGUUCCGUGCAUCUGUGCGAGAAACAGUAUACGCAAAACAACGUUUCGACCAAUUCCCGUGGUCUUCAUCCAUCAAGGACCAAACCCCUAGCCCAUUAUACUCUGGACAUGAAUGAUAAGACCCUCCUGAUACUCGUGCCUGAAAAUGGAACCGAGACCCUCUCAAAGAAUUCAACUUACAGGCUCGAUGUGAUGUCCUGGCAAUCAUUCACGAACACGAUGAGAAUGUUCUUCAACGUCACUUUUCUCCAAGGGAACCCAUAUACAUCUGAAACCUCGUAUCCGACCUUGCCUGGUGUACAGUCAGCGCCGGUUCUUUUCAACAGUGACAAUAUCACCGACUCGCUAGCUCGCAUGGGCGAAAGCAUGACUGAUAAUAUUCGCUCAAGUAACAAAGGAACGCUGGUUAAUGGCCGUGCCUUCUUGACUGAAACCUAUAUUCACGUGCGGUGGCCGUGGACUAUUCUUCUGAUAGUAUCGGUUGCUCUGGCGAUUGUCCACUUUGCAGCUACGGCUAUAGCAAGUCGAGGUCAGCCUGUUCUGUGGAAAUCUUCUGUGUUUCCAUUCCUCGUGGGUCAGUUGGAGACGGUUCCCGAACAUGACAUGGCGCGUUUGCGCCGUAUGGAUCAGGUGUGUUCUAUGUCCAGGAAAAUCAAGGUAGUGGUGGAGGAUCAUGAUGAUGGUCCUCUUCUAUUUGCUGAGCGAUGACGUCGACGGUUUACUUGAUAUUUUAUAUUUUAUAUGCAUUAUUACAGGAGCAUGUGGAUGGCGACGCUCAGAUUAUCUAGCAGGCAUUGUAUUGUAUAUAGACCAAGCGGGACAGAUCCAUAACAGCGUUUCGUUUCCAUACAAAA
Molecule: messenger RNA, 2426 nt
Organism: Paecilomyces variotii
Lineage: Eukaryota; Fungi; Ascomycota; Eurotiomycetes; Eurotiales; Thermoascaceae
Exons: 1
Coding region: 289-2280 (663 amino acids)
Source: RefSeq, a predicted model, not a curated record